GUUAUCCUACAGCGUUAGCCCUAGCGUCGGGCGGCAGUCCGGGGCCGAUAUAGCCUAUCUACGUUUGUGUGUGUGGCUCUUGCUGAGCUGACGUUCGAAGAGUGAAUGAGGCUGAUGCUGCUUUGCUGCACCUGGAAGGACGAGCGCAUGGGAGACGAAGGCAGCAGUUUGCCAGUGUGUGCCAGUUGCUCUCAGAGGAUCUAUGAUGAGCAGUAUCUGCAGGCUCUGAACACUGACUGGCACACAGCCUGUUUCAGAUGCUGUGAAUGCAAAGUGUCUCUGUCGCACUGGUACUAUGAGAAGGAGGGGCAGCUCUUCUGCAAGAAAGACUACUGGGCCCGCUUCGGGGAGCUCUGCCAUGGCUGCUCCGAACCCAUCAGCACCGGCCUCAUCAUGGUUGCAGGGGAGCAGAAGUAUCACCCUGAGUGCUUCACCUGUCUGAACUGUGGAACCUUCAUCGGUGAUGGAGACACCUACGCUCUGGUGGAGAGGUCCAAGCUCUACUGUGGGCACUGUUACUACCAGACCAUCGUGACCCCAGUGACCCUGCCGGACUCUCCAUGCGCCAGGAUUCCCCACACAGUGACCCUGGUGUCUAUCCCAGCCUCUUGUGAGGGGAGGCGGGGCCUCUCAGUGUCCAUCGACCAGGAGCCCCACGGCCUCCACCCAGAACACAGCCACACUGUCCGUGUGUCUGAGGUGGAUACAGAGUGCAUCAGCCCAGAUGUGAGGAGCUCCAUCCAUAUCGGGGACCGAAUCCUGGAAAUCAAUGGGACCCCAAUCCGGAAUGUGCCACUUGAUGAGAUUGAUCUCCUGAUUCAGAGUACCAGUCGGCUACUGCAGCUGACGAUUGAGCAUGACCCACAUGACCCCGCUGUUUUGGGGGACCAGGUGGACGCGCCCAGUCCCCCUCAACCGGUCACGCACCCCCCCCACCCCAACAUCACCUGCCUCCGCUCCCGAGCCAUCACGCGAAGCUGCAGUAUUGAUAAGUCUCCAGGGUCCAGUGCUGCAGCCUCCCCUCUGUCUCAGAGGAAGGACAUUCUGCGGUCGGAGUCGCUGCGUGUCGUCUCCAGCGACAGGAGUCACAGAAUCUUCCGUCCAUCUGACCUCAUCCACGGUGAGGUGCUGGGGAAAGGCUGCUUCGGACAGGCCAUAAAGGUGACCCAUCGGGAGACCGGGGAGGUGAUGGUGAUGAAGGAGCUCAUCCGGUUUGACGAGGAGACGCAGAGAACAUUCCUGAAGGAGGUGAAGGUGAUGCGUUGUUUGGAUCACCCCAAUGUCCUGAGGUUUAUUGGGGUUCUCUACAAGGACAAGAGGCUCAACUUCAUCACUGAGUACAUCAGAGGGGGGACCCUUCGUGACAUCAUCAAAAACAUGGACAGUGUGUAUCCAUGGAAACAGAGAGUGAGUUUUGCUAAGGACAUCGCCUCUGGGAUGGCGUACCUACAUUCCAUGAGCGUAAUCCACCGUGAUCUCAAUUCACACAACUGUCUUGUGCGUGAGGACAGCAGUGUGGUCGUGGCAGAUUUCGGGCUGGCGCGUCUCAUGGUGGAGGACAAGGCCCAGGGGGCACAGUCUGGGGGAAGUAUCUCAGGGCUGAAGCGCCCGGACCGCAGGAAGAGGUACACCGUUGUGGGGAACCCCUACUGGAUGGCCCCGGAGAUGAUCCACGGGAGGAUCUACGAUGAAAGAGUGGACAUUUUCUCCUUCGGCAUCAUGCUGUGUGAGAUUAUUGGUCGAGUGAACGCGGACCCUGACUAUCUUCCGCGUGCCAUGGACUUUGGGCUGAACGUGAGGGGCUUCCUGGAUCACUUCUGCCCCCCCGACUGCCCCCCCUCCUUCUUCCCCAUCGCCGCCUUGUGCUGUGACCUGGAUGCAGAGCAGCGCCCCUCCUUCACAAGGCUGGAGGAGUGGUUUGAGAACCUGAAGAUGCACCUGGACAUCCGGCUGCCCCUGGUCUCUGAGCUGGAGCUGCUCCAGCGGACGUUCUGGGAGAAGCACACGCACGCAGAGAACGGCCUGCUCCCCCAGCCGGAGUAGGCCCAGCCCCCCCCCCCAGGGGUCCAUGGGAUGCCAUCGGCGCGCCAGCGUCUGGUGCGCACAGCCGAGCUGCAGUACCGCUGUCCUGCCACAGAGGGUGCUGUGGAGCACUGAAGAAGCUGUGCUGUGUGUUUCCUCCUAUCUGAGCCAGAAUGUCUCUGGUGCUGUGUCUGCUGAAUGGCAGGUCCCUGAUGCCCAUCCAUUCUUUUUCUGGAGUUUGAAACCGAACACCACUUAAAGAUUUAUCAUUCUCAUAAUAGCAUAUCAUAUCUUAUGUUUUCAGACUAUCCUGAAAUUCCAUCCUCCGAUGCUGAAAGUGUUAAUAGAAAGUGGGCUUUUCCUCAGAGAAGUGUGUGUCCAAAUGGAUAGAAAAAAAAAAGUUUGUUUAUUUUAUGUUUGGGGGGAAAACAAAACAUUUAAAAAUGUGAGAUUGUGAAAUCUGCCAGGUUUAUUUGCAUAAUGUUCACUCUACGUCCAUAUCACCCUAAGUCUGUCUGGUGUAUGUAAGAAUGUGUGUGAAAGAGGGAGAGAGAGAGAGAGAGAGAGAGAGAAUGCGUGUGUGUUUGUGUAUGUGUGUGUGACACUGAGAUAAAUACUUGUACUGUAGUGUUACUCUGGCAAUUUUUAAUCAUUUCUUCAUUUUAUGCAUUUCUUGUGUUGAGUGUAAAGUCCAUUUCAAGUGUUCAAAUCACACUGUAUUGCUUACGAUAUCACGUGUUUUAAAUGUUUUAAAUUAUGUAUAUGUACAGAAAUAUUUUAUAUACUGAUGCUACAUGGCCAUAUUUUAUUAACCACUGGGUUGAAACACGAAAAAUGUCUGAUGUAUCAGAGCAGGGGAUGGUUUGUGACCAUAUGGUUCAGCGGUGUGACCGUGUGGGUCAGCGAUAUGACCGUGUGGGUCAGUGGUGUGACUAUGUGGGUGUGACGUGUGUGUCAGCGGUGUGACUAUGUGGGUGUGACGUGUGUGUCAGCGGUGUGACUAUGUGGGUGUGACGUGUGUGUCAGUGGUGUGACCGUGUGGGUGUGAUGUGUGUGUCAGUGGUGUCACCAUGUGGGUGUGACGUGUGUGUCAGUGGUGUCACCAUGUGGGUGUGACGUGUGUGUCAGUGGUGUGACCGUGUGGGUGUGAUGUGUGUGUCAGUGGUGUGACCGUGUGGGUGUGAUGUGUGUGUCAGUGGUGUCACCAUGUGGGUGUGAUGUGUGUGUCAGUGGUGUCACCAUGUGGGUGUGACGUGUGUGUCAGUGGUGUCACCAUGUGGGUGUGACGUGUGGGUCAGUGGUGUGACUUCUGGGUGUGAUGUGACCGUGUGGGUCAGUGGUGUGACCGUGUGGGUGUGACGUGUGGGUCAGUGGAGUGACCAUGUGGAUCAGUGAUGUGACCGUGUGGGUCAGUGGUAUGACUGUGUGGGUGUGACUAUGUGGGUGUGACGUGUGGGCCAGUGGUGUGACUUGUGGGUGUGAUGUGACCGUGUGGGUCAGUGGUGUGACCGUGUGGGUGUGACGUGUGGGUCAGUGGUGUCACCAUGUGGGUGUGACGUGUGGGUCAGUGGUGCGACUGUGUGCGUGUGACGUGUGGGUCAGUGGUGUGACUUCUGGGUGUGAUGUGACCGUGUGGGUCAGUGGUGUGACCAUGUGGGUGUGACGUGUGGGUUAGUGGAGUGACCAUGUGGAUCAGUGAUGUGACCGUGUCGGUCAUUGGUAUGACUGUGUGGGUGUGACUAUGUGGGUGUGACGUGUGGGCCAGUGGUGUGACUUGUGGGUGUGAUGUGACCGUGUGGGUCAGUGGUGUGACCGUGUGGGUGUGACCAUGUGGGUCAGUGGUGUGACCAUGUGGGUGUGAUGUGUGGGUCAGUGGUGUGACCGUGUGGGUCAGUGGUGUGACUAUGUGGGUGUGAUGUGUGGGUCAGUGGUGUGACCGUGUGUGUCAGCGGUGUGACUAUGUGGGUCAGCAGUGUUACCUCCCCUGACUGGAGGGAGUGCAGCGUUUGCCUCCUGCUUGUUGUGGGCUGUUACUCCAGAGCGCAAACAUGGGCUCAUGAAACGCCGUUAGACUCAGAACCUGAAACGCAAUUAGACACAGAACCUGAAAUGCCGUUAGACACAGACCCUGAAAUACCAUUAGACACAGAACCUGAAACGCAGUUGGACUCAGCCCCUUAAUCGCUGAUGCAAAGGUUUUGUGAAAAAGUGCACAGGCCACAUAGACCCACUAAAAGGACAAAAAUAAUAAUAACCUUGAAUCUUCCUCAAAUGCGAUCAAUAUAAUCUUUUUAUAUAGAUUUUCCUCUAAUAUAAUUUGCACUUGCAGAGGGAGGUCUCGCUGGGCAGAGGGAGGUCUCGCUGGGCAGAGGGAGGUCUCGCUGGGCAGAGGGAGGUCUCUGGGCAGAGGGAGGUCUUGCUGGGCAGAGGGAGGUCUCUGGGCAGAGGGAGAUCUCGCUGGGUACAGUAUGUUCUGUAUGAUGCUGUACACUGUUCUGUGGGGAUGCUCAGGAAUGCACCCUGCAGUCGCUAACUGCAGUGUCUCUGUUGUGUCUCAGAGUCUCAGAGUCUCGGUGCGUGGCGUUUAAUGCUCUGACUAGAAUACUGCAUAUUAAACAUUUGGUUUUCCUUGCUGUGUAGAUGCCACCCAGUCCUGCUGCCUUGCUAAUGAUCGUGUCUGUCACAGUGGCCUGCUCACACACACCAAACUCAUGACACACACUGAAACCCCAAUCAUGCUCCGUACUGAGUGAGCAGUUGGAGUACUCUGGAACACUGGAAACUGAAUGUUCUGCUCAGGUAACGACGUGCUGGAGUGGUCUAUACUGAAGCUAUGCUAUCACAGGAAGGCUGCCAGCCCACUGUGUCAAUCUAACUAUCAUUUCAUGCACAAAGACGCAAUCAAUAAAGGUAACAGGCUUUUAUGUACUUCUUGGAGAGUGUGUGUUUGCGUGAAUGUCUCCAAGAAACGGCUAAUUCUUCUUUUCAAAGGAUUCUUACCUCCAACAUUGCUGUGCCUUUGUUUUAAGCUAGUCUUGCCAACGACUUGUAGCAUGUUUAUCAAAAAUGAUUUUGUAUGAUAAAUGUAAGCCUAAAUAUAUUUUAUAUCAUCACUGAUAUCUUGUUUUAUUAUAUACUUCCUGGACCAUAUUUCCAUGUCUCCAUAGAUUUCUUUUAAAUGCGGGGAUUGUUUUUUUUUUCUUGUUUUUUUUCUUGUAUAUUUAUUUUUUUACACAAGCUGUGAAAACAAGUGUGCACUUUAUUUCAGGAAUUGAACCUAAGGAGAGUACUGUAUCUCACUGCAGCUGGAAUUAAAUGGCCACUCCUUACAAA
Molecule: messenger RNA, 5355 nt
Organism: Conger conger (European conger)
Lineage: Eukaryota; Metazoa; Chordata; Actinopteri; Anguilliformes; Congridae
Product: LIM domain kinase 1-like
Exons: 16
Coding region: 106-2043 (645 amino acids)
Biological process (GO): actin cytoskeleton organization; positive regulation of stress fiber assembly; protein phosphorylation
Cellular component (GO): cytoplasm; neuron projection; nucleus
Molecular function (GO): ATP binding; protein binding; protein serine/threonine kinase activity
Source: RefSeq, a predicted model, not a curated record